AUGUGUCCGAGUAUGAACCACGGAACGACGUGCGCGUCGAACUACGUGGUGUACUCGAGCGAGGCGAGCGCAUAUUUGGCGGAUCUGAUCGCGCAGCAGCUUAGCGUCGAACGCGGGACGGUGAUCCGAAAACAGUUCAAAGGAGGGGAAAAGUACCUGCGAGUUCUGAUGGACGAGAAGUACCAGCUAGUCGGUCAAGACGUCAUAUUCGUGGCUGCCACGCACACGGACGACGACCUUCUGGAGCUCGUCCGCCUCGGCUGCGCCUUUGCUGCCUAUGGCAGCCGCCGCCGCAUCUUUGUCAUCCCUUUCCUUGGCUACAGCACCAUGGAGCGGCAGGUGCUACCAGGGGAGGUGAUAACCAGCAAGGUGAACGCACGCAUCCUCAGCAGCAUUCCCAACAGCAAGCUGGGCAACAUCUUCCUCUUCAUGGACCUGCACGUGCAGUCGCUGCUGCAGUACCUAGAAGGACCCUGUACGCGCAUGGAGCUAUAUGCCGAACAGGCGCUACUAGAGGGAAUCAAGGCGCACCUGGACCUAUCUCAGCCGUUCAUGUUUGCCUCGGCUGAUCUCGGCCGUCCACUGUGGGUGGAGAGCUUCGCGCGCAAGUUCAACGUGGAUGUGGCAUUCGUGAGAAAGUCACGGCACAUGCAGGAGACAUCGGUGUUGGGGGUGGUGGGUGAGGUGACUGGCAAGCAUGUGAUUAUAUACGAUGACAUGACACGCACUGGAGGCACACUGGUGAAGGCAGCAGAUGCAUACAUGGCUAGAGGAGCCAGUCGAGUCAGCGCUGUUCUUAGCCACUUUGCAUUGGCAUCAGAAGAGGUGGUUCGCAUGCUGGAGGAGAGCUGCAUCAGCGUCAUCAUCUCCACUAACAGCCACCCUAUGAGCAUGCAUCCAUCUGUGGCCGCAUCGAAGCCCAGCAAGUUCCGCAUUCUCGAUGUAUCACCCAUCUUUAGAGAGGCAAUCAUGAAGCUUAUGCACGAAUAG
Closterium sp. Yama58-4 is the source of this 990-nucleotide messenger RNA. The record is from the annotation of a GenBank genome assembly. Lineage: Eukaryota; Viridiplantae; Streptophyta; Zygnematophyceae; Desmidiales; Closteriaceae.